Lindgomyces ingoldianus is the source of this 1519-nucleotide messenger RNA. RefSeq lists its product as uncharacterized. Lineage: Eukaryota; Fungi; Ascomycota; Dothideomycetes; Pleosporales; Lindgomycetaceae. The record is from RefSeq and is a predicted model, not a curated record. The transcript is spliced from 4 exons. The coding region runs from base 269 to 1468 and encodes 399 amino acids.
CUUUUUCCAGAUGGAGGCUGCAUCUUCAAGGCAGACCCAAACGGUCAAAUUCCAAAACUCCAAAUCCCAACCAAAUGGUCCGGCUCAGACGCACGGGACAGCUUCUGGGGCAGGACCCAACAGUCAGGAAUCAGGAUUCACGGAAUCUCAAACCCACCCAAAUGGUCGGCUCAAGCGCACAGCGUCGAGAUAUUGUUCCUUUUCUCUAUUAACACAGCUACUCCCCUGAUAUCGCGUUUGUCGUUCUCCACUUCGACUGACCUCCAAGAUGGAUACCUCACAGACAACAACCGACACAUCCAAUCGAUUUGCCCUCAUUACGCACGAAAACAUUUCUGGAUACCUUUGGAUCGCAAGUAUUCUUUGCCCCAUCUAUGCAUUCCUUGUCAUCUUCAUACGGUGGCACAUUAAAUGGAAUUUAUAUGGUUUGGAUGAUGCGACAGCAACUUUGGCAACAUUUCUGCAACUAGGAGGAUGUAUCCCACUGUUCCUCGCGAUGAAUCAUGGAUUGGGGAAAAGUGACCGUCUCGUCGACGCUGCAGUGAUAGACGAGGCUGGAAAAACAACCUUUAUUGCCCAGAUCUUUCUCCUUGCCUCCCUAGCUACGGCUAAAUGCUCCGUUGCGUAUCUACUGCUUCGUCUGUUUACACGGGACCUGGAAGUCACCCGGAAACCCUGGCUACUAUGCAAUGGCACACUGGCCCUCACGAUUGUAUGGGGAAUAGGGUCUAUUAUUGCUAUAUCCGCUGGAUGCCAACCCUCUGCCUUGCUUCAGGACGGUAGCCUCAGCCAUUGCAGCAACCAGCUGACGCGUUGGCGAGUCAUCACCUGCUUCGAUAUUUUCAUCGAGCUCCUCCUCAUCCUUCUCCCAGUUUUCUUUAUUUGGCCGAUCCAAAUGAAGCGGUACAUCAAGGUCCAAGUUGUGAUCGCCUUCGGACUUCGAGCACCCGUUAUUGUAUUCACUGCAACACGUCUACAUUAUAUCACUUCAUACACGAAUAGCACGAACACACGAUAUUCAAUAAUCCCUGCUCUGGCAUACCUGCAACUUGAGGUAUUCUGGGCACUGCUAGCGGCAACCAUUCCUACUUUGAAGGCGUUCAUGAGGUCAUUUAAUUCCGGGUUUGGAAUGGAAAUUGAUCUCGACGGGUAUGGCUCCGUCUCUGGAUAUCAUCAAGGAAGCAUUCCGUUGCAGAGUCUUUCAAAGUCAAACACACGUCACGGGACUUCACCCUCGAGAUUCGGCCGGAAAACGCGAGAAGACAGUUCCGCGUUGGAUGAUACCAGGGAGGAAGUCUCGAAGCUUGUGGGAAGCAGUAUCCGACCCGACAAUGUUGGUACCCAGACUUCAAUCUAUCACCCGGAAAGAGCCAAGGGAGCAAAUAGUGUUGGGAGUGACGGAAGCCAGGAGAUGAUAAUCAAAAGAGAAGUGCAGUGGACGGUAUGGCACGAGGAGUCGAAACCAUGAGGAAGGGCACAAAGCGACGGGAUCGGAUCAGAAUCGGAGGGUUCGUCGGCU